AUGUCGAAUCGCGAAGCCGUCGACAGCGGAGGCGAUAUCAGGAUGAGAGAAAUACAAGCAAGUAUCGCAGAAGGAAAAAUGAUGCUUCAUGUCUUGAAAUCCUUGCCAUCUUCUGAGGUGACUUUGUCCACGGAUGAUUUUAUUUUUCAGAAUAACGAUGCAUUCAUUCUCCGUUUCGAAGAACUUGUUUCGAGACUUGAAAACUACCGAACGCAACUGAACAACACCUCUGUGAGUUUCACUGGUUUGAAUGAAUGCAUGCAGAAUGCGGUGGACGUUCAUUCAUUCAUUGAAAUUAUUAAAGAACGGCAAGAAAAGAUCGCACAUUUGUUUGCUCAAACUGCAAAACGCUUUCAGCAAGCUUCUGAGUCCGUACCUGCGACAAACACAGAAUCCGUUUCGAUGUGCUCGGGCUCACCUCCGACUCUGUCCCAAUCGGCUAGCUCGGCUCCACCAACGAAGAUUGAGAAUUCAUUUAAUAGUACCACUCCGGCCACUUCAAAUUGUGCAUCUGCAGACGUAUCGCUUCCUUCAUUGAAGAAGUCUGCGCAUUUUUCGUUCGAGUUGGAUCGGCUGACGGCUUUUACUGAAGACGCCAAACGUUUCGAAGGCAUGACUGGUAGACUCGUUGAUAUCACCGGGCGCGCACACUUGACGGAGGCAACGGAAUUCCUUUGCGAAAUUCGCGCCCGAUUCAUUGAGCUUCAAAGAAGUUUCUCUUCCCUACGCGAAACCUAUGAAAGCUACCAUCCAGUCGCACCUGGAGUCAGCGAACCUGGUGCCCGAGUGCGUAAACGUGGAACACGUCACCCAGAUUUUCCGGUUGUGGAUGAACUCACUAAAAACCGUUUGCUCACCCGUCACGAAGAGUUGCCGGAGAAUCUGGACAAGCACUUCGAAUUCUAUCAUCGUCGAAUGGAUGGGCCGAUAAAACGCUUUGUUGAUUCGCAUGAUCCCGCUGCUGUGAUAACGGUGAAUGGAGCGUUGUCUCCAUCCAACCUGUUGCAAGCAGUGCUUGUUCGUUUCGCAAUAAUGGCACGACAUCCCGGUGUACCGACUUCGAUACUCUUCCCAGAAGACGGCGUCCCCGAUGAACAAGACAUCGUGGACACCUGCCAGUGUCAGUGCGGUGACAAGCAGGGCUUCUCUGAGUUGAGCCGUGACCUGUGGAGCGACCGUGUACCUCAUGUGCUGAUCCUGGGCAAUUCAUGUUGCGGUAAAACUACGUUGGCAAAACGGUUGUACUAA
Molecule: messenger RNA, 1248 nt
Organism: Dicrocoelium dendriticum
Lineage: Eukaryota; Metazoa; Platyhelminthes; Trematoda; Plagiorchiida; Dicrocoeliidae
Source: the annotation of a GenBank genome assembly